Debaryomyces fabryi is the source of this 1452-nucleotide messenger RNA. RefSeq names its product cysteine protease. Gene Ontology annotation, molecular function: protein-phosphatidylethanolamide deconjugating activity. The transcript has a single exon. NCBI's taxonomy places the organism in Eukaryota, Fungi, Ascomycota, Pichiomycetes, Serinales, Debaryomycetaceae. The record is from RefSeq and is a predicted model, not a curated record. Bases 1 to 1452 code for a protein of 483 amino acids.
AUGAGUGAUAGAGACAAUAAUGAACAUGGUGCCUCUUCGAACAAAAUAGCUUCAAAUGAAAAUAACGAAGCAAACAAGUUAGGAUUUAAUUUUGGUCAAUUAUGGCUGCAGAUAACAACAACUUAUCCUCUAAUCGACAGAAUUGAUAAUCAAAGACUGAGUAGAGAUGAAAAUAUCGGAGCAGAGCAAGAGAAAAAUCCCGUAGUUAUUUUAGGUAAAACAUAUGAUGAUGUUUCCAUGAAUGAUGGAGUUAUAGAACAGGAUAUACAUUCUAAAAUUUGGUUGACUUACAGAACGGGAUUUGAGCCCAUCCCCAAGUCUUUGGACGGACCCCAACCGUUAUCGUUUGUUCAGUCGAUGGUAUUUAAUAGAAAUCCGAUUUCCAGCACAUUCAACAAUUUCCACGGUCUAAUUGAUAAUGACAACUUCACUACUGAUGUUGGGUGGGGAUGUAUGAUAAGGACUUCACAGUCGUUGCUAGCAAAUGCAUACCAAUUGUUAUUGCUAGGAAGAGACUUUAGCUAUGAUAGAGAUAGAAAUUUGAGACACGACGAGAUUAUAGAUAUGUUUCUGGACGAGCCACGAGCGCCGUUUUCUUUGCAUAAUUUCAUCAAAGUGGCAUCAGAGCUGCCCUUGAGAGUCAAACCGGGGCAAUGGUUCGGUCCAAAUGCAGCGUCUUUAUCUAUAAAGCGAUUAUGUGAUAACGUAUAUCUUAGAAAUGGGGCAGGGAAAGUGAAAGUACUUAUCAGUGAGAGCAGCAACUUAUAUGACGAUACUAUAACACAAAUGUUUACGACAUUGAACCCGGUACCAGAUGCAUUAUUGAUAUUGCUACCUGUGAGACUUGGUAUUGACAAAGUAAAUCCUUUGUACCAUGCAAGCGUAUUACAAUUGUUGUCUUUAAAUCAAUCGGUAGGAAUUGCUGGCGGGAAACCUUCCUCAAGCUUUUACUUCUUUGGAUACCAAGGCAAUGAUUUGUUAUACCUAGAUCCCCAUUAUCCUCAAUUUAUCAAAAAUAAAGCAUCCAUAUACGAUACUUAUCAUACGAAUCUGUACCAAAAACUUAGCGUUGAUGAUAUGGAUCCUUCUAUGAUGAUAGGGAUUUUGAUCAAGGAUAUAAAUGACUACGAGGAUUUCAAGCGCAGUUGUACGGUAUUAUCUAAUAAAAUACUUCAUUUCCAUUCUACGUCUGAAAACCCCGAUAGAAGAACUUCUAUUAGUGAAUUCAAGAGAAAAAAUUCCGAAUUCGUAUGCAUCGAACUGAAGGAUGUACAAAGAGGUGAAGAAUUUAUUACAAUCAAUAAUACUUCGAAUGAUGACUUAACUAAUUUGGAAGGCUUUGUUGAUAUGGCUGACGAAUUUGACAGGGAAAUUGAUCAAAAUAACAAAGACAAUAGCUUUGAUGAUGACGAACCAAUUAAUGUUUCACAGACAAGUAUAGGAACAAGCUAA